Messenger RNA from Pleuronectes platessa (European plaice), 2382 nucleotides. RefSeq names its product protocadherin alpha-3-like. The record is from RefSeq and is a predicted model, not a curated record. The transcript has a single exon. Lineage: Eukaryota; Metazoa; Chordata; Actinopteri; Pleuronectiformes; Pleuronectidae. Gene Ontology annotation, molecular function: calcium ion binding. Gene Ontology annotation, cellular component: plasma membrane. Gene Ontology annotation, biological process: homophilic cell-cell adhesion. Bases 1 to 2382 code for a protein of 793 amino acids.
AUGGCGGCAUCGAACAGCAAAGGACAGCGACUGGAUGUGUGGAUUUUCUUUUGUCUGUCGCUGCUGGUUGUGAUUCAACUGGAUGGAAUCGCUGCUCAAAUCCGGUAUUCCAUCCACGAAGAAGGGAAAUUAGGGACGCCAGUGGGAAACGUGGCCAAAGACCUUGGAUUAGAUCUUGGGCGACUGGUGGAAAGAAACCUCCGUGUCGUGUCAGGAACAAAGCAGGAUCUGUUUAAGGUAAAUGCGAGAGAUGGGGUUCUGUUUGUAAACCAGCGAGUGGACAGAGAGGAGCUGUGCGCAAAAACCGCUCCGUGCGUAGCAAAUCUGAAAGCGGUGGUGGAAAAUCCCCUCGAGAUGCAUCAAGUUAUAGUUGAAAUAAUCGAUGUAAACGACAACUCGCCAAAAUUCCCCGAAGAAAACUACACAUUGGAGGUACUGGAGUCCGCCGUGGUGGGAUCUCGAUUUCAAAUGGAAGGAGCCCACGACUUGGAUGUUGGUUUGAAUUCCUUACAGUCAUAUAAGCUGAACAACAACCAGUAUUUUCGACUGGAAACAGAGGAAUCUGGGGAGGAUGGAAAAGUGCCAUUCCUGAUUUUACAACGACCUCUGGAUAGAGAACACACAGCUCAACACUGGUUACAAUUAACAGCGUCAGAUGGAGGGAAACCAUCGAAAUCUGGCGCAAUUAAUAUAACCGUUAUUGUGUCAGACAUUAAUGAUAACUCUCCCGUGUGUCAUAAACAGAAAUACACCGUGACAAUUAAGGAAAACGCACCAGCGGGGACAUUUCUUCUGACAGUGAACGCAACAGACUCGGAUGAGGGUAUGAACGGUGAGAUCGAGUAUUCUCUGAGGGGUAAACUCAGAGGCCUGUCUUCUGAGCCGUUUGAUUUGGAUCGUAGAACUGGCAGACUAACAGUGAAAGGAGGCCUCGAUUACGAAGAGAAGCAGGUCUAUGAGAUUAAGGUACUGGCUGCGGACAAAGGGGCAGUGUCUCAGUCCACACACUGCAACGUGGUGGUUAGAGUGGAAGACGUGAACGAUAACCAUCCCGAGAUAGAGAUCACGUCCCUCUCCAGUCGCAUUCCAGAGGACGCACCUCUUGGCACGGUGGUGGCGUUGAUGGGUGUGACGGACUUGGACUCAGGUGUAAAUGGUCAGGUCGUGUGCAGUGUGCCUGGACAUUUGCCUUUUGACCUAAAGCCGUCCCCUGACGGACAGUCAUACUCUUUGAUCACCAGGGACUACCUGGAUAAGGAAACGAUGCACACGUAUGAGAUCGCGAUAACAGCUAAAGAUUUAGGGAGCCCCGCACUGUCAUCUACCAAGGUGAUACAGGUUGAUGUGCUAGACGUCAAUGAUAACAGUCCUUUGUUCAAAGAGACCCCAUACACUUUUUAUGUGCCUGAAAAUAACAAGGCUGGAAUGUCAAUGUUUGCAGUGCGUGCGAAUGAUGCCGAUGAAGGUGAAAAUGCAGCAGUCACAUAUUCACUCGACCGGAAGAGUCCAGGUGUAACCUCCUUUUUAAAUAUAAACGAAGCCAAUGGCACGAUAUUAGCGCUGAAAAGUUUCGACUUUGAAGCCGUGAAAAAGUUCAAGUUCCACGUUGUUGCUUCAGAUUCUGGAACUCCAUCACUGAGCAGCAACGUCACAGUGAACGUGUUCAUUCUGGAUCAGAACGACAACGCUCCAGUCAUCCUGUAUCCAGUCAGCUCCAACGGUUCUGCUGAAGGUGUGGAGGAGAUUCCCCGCAAUGUGAACGCAGGACACUUGGUGACUAAAGUCAGAGCCUAUGACGCUGAUAUAGGAUAUAACGGCUGGUUACUGUUUUCACUGCAGGAAGUUACUGACCACAGUCUCUUUGGCUUGGACCGCUAUACAGGACAGAUCAGAACACUUCGCUCAUUCACAGAGACAGACGAGGCUGAGCACAAGCUGCUCAUACUGGUCAAAGACAAUGGGAACGUGUCACUCUCAGCAACAGCUACUGUCAUCGUCAAAGUUGUGGAGCCCAAAGAAGCUUUUGCAGCUUCUGAUGUGAAAAGUUCAACAAAAGCAGAGGAGGAUAGUAACGUGACUUUUUACCUGAUGAUAACUGUGGGCUCAGUUUCAGCUCUUUUUCUCGUCAGUAUCAUCGUGCUGAUUUCAAUGCAGUGCUCAAAGUCCACAGACUACACUUCUAAAUAUCUGCCAGAGCCUAAUUAUGAUGGGACACUGUGUCACAGCAUCCAGUACAGAUCUGGAGACAAACGCUACAUGUUAGUUGGACCCAGAAUGAGUAUAGGAUCUACUAUAGCCCCAGGAAGCCAUGCCAACACACUAAUGCUGCCUGACAGGAGAGGGACAUCUGGAGAGGUAAGACAUGUUUUGAUUUCGAAUUAA